AUGUCUCUCGCAUAUCCAGAAGGCGAGUGCUUCUUCAAGCGUUCAGCCUUGAAGACAUCUGUGUAUGAUGCCGACAGACCAGAGCAUUUCUAUGCUCACCUCAUGGUCGAGUUUAUAUGGAACAGGCCGGCAUUCCAUGGCUCAGACAGCCCAUAUGAUCGAAAUCGCCAUUAUCACCCACGCUCGGUAUACAAAGUGGUGAAAGGAGAUAUGUGGAACACCCGUUAUGGCAACUGGACAGAUAUCUUCUUCUUGUACGGCAAGAAGCCCUAUAAUGGCACUUACAGAGCAGCAGAGCACAAUCUCUGUGUCAAUGGGAAUCGCUUCAGAGAUCAAGAGAAGGGUGGAUCGUUGGAGUCAUGGUUCAUGUUGAUGCCGAUGCCGUUGUUGGCAAAGGGCGAAGACUGGGUUCUUAUCGACCGCUUAGCAUGCAUCCGUGCAAUAUAUAUCCCAGUCGCGCAACAGGCCUCUGAAGACUUCCCUGAGGUGUGCACAUUUUUGCAAGUUAACUUUGCCAUUUCGCGGGAAGUCAGUAUUCUCGCCUACCCAGAGAUUUGGAGUCCAGACAGGCGCGAUUAUGUUGUUGGAGAGCGUUGGGAGAGUCUCUACUUGGAUGCCACACUUGGUAUGCAACCGGCACCAGAAUGGACCUUGGCAAUCAACAUACGCCGAUUAGUGAAUUUGCUGUCGUUGCCUCGAACCCUGAGGACGUAUAACGUCUUUUCCUCCGAGAGUAUCCUCCUGGUAGAUCGCAAGUUGACACCGACAACAGGAAAGGUGCAGAAGUUUUCCGACUCUGCUGAUUUGAGUUGGACGACUGUUGCGAGUGCGAAUUAUGGACUCACCGUCCAGUGGAAACCCCCUCAGGCAACCACAUGGCUGGCAGACUUUAUCAAGAACACUAUGACUACUGCUGUGGGGUUCGUUCCCUUCAUUGGUCCUCUCGCUGCGGUUGCAUUUCCCUUGGCAUGGACUGCUAUUGCUGAUCCGGAGAGUUUCGAGGAUACACUGCGUACGAUGGUUCCGAAUGCAGACUUAGCAAUGCGUAUUCGUGAUGAGAUUCAGAAAAGCGCCAAAGAGCAGCAGAGCUAUGUGCCCAAAGAAUGGAUCAAGGUAUCUGGGGGCAUGGGCGAUGUAUUAGCUCAACCUGCAACGACUGCCCCGGCCAAAGGGUCCGGGAUAGACGAAGCAAAGCGAAAGGCGACGGUGCAGAAGACUGAAGCUAUCAGAAAAUUCAAAUAUUGGAACAUUCUCAAACCUGCUGGACAAGGUGUGGCGGAGAAACCCCAAGAGAAGAAAGAGACAGUCACCACCUCGCAAGCAGCUACAGUGCAAGAGAAGAAAGCGACCCCGGAGCCACCGAAAAAGGUCUCCCUUGACGAUGUGGGGCCUAGUGCGCUGUUCCAACUUGCUACUCAGGUUUUGGAGCACUCGGGGGAUAAUCCAGCCCUCAAGUCUGAUACGGUUGGAUCUGAAGAUGGCGAGACUGGGGCUGUUCUGGAGGAAAUGGUCCCAGAAGAAUACUCAGCCCUUGAAGAGGAAGAAGUAGAGAACUUCUAUGACUGGAUGGCAGAGUAUAUUCAGGGCCAAGCUUGA
Messenger RNA from Penicillium paradoxum, 1596 nucleotides. RefSeq lists its product as uncharacterized. Lineage: Eukaryota; Fungi; Ascomycota; Eurotiomycetes; Eurotiales; Aspergillaceae. The transcript is spliced from 2 exons. The record is from RefSeq and is a predicted model, not a curated record. Bases 1 to 1596 code for a protein of 531 amino acids.